Messenger RNA from Cooperia oncophora, 558 nucleotides. NCBI's taxonomy places the organism in Eukaryota, Metazoa, Nematoda, Chromadorea, Rhabditida, Trichostrongylidae. The record is from the annotation of a GenBank genome assembly.
AUGAUGGUAUACUACAACGCCGAUAAGUUCAUCUCAGGAAACGACAAGGCUGUUAUCGAGUACUUACGUAAUGAAAAGAACCCUCGUCUAACACUGGGAUUACGUUGUCUAAGAGCAAUAUAUAAAGUUGAUGGGCUGAAAGGAUUCUAUCGUGGAUUUUGGGCGUCAAGUCUCGUCUAUGUGCCAUCAUGUCUCGUUUUCUGGCCUGUAUAUUACUGGUGUCAGGACUUCUUCAAUUUUCUGCGACGUCAAUCAGCUAAGGAAGGCCAAGGUCCUCUGAUUUUGGAUCAAGCUGCUGCAGCUACAAUCGGAGGGGCCUGUUCGACAAUAUGUACGAACCCGAUGGAAAUGUUUCGCAUCAGGCUUCAAGUACAUCGCAGCGAUUAUGCAGAGACCUUGGCAAGAAUCCUCAGGAACGAAAGACAAUACAUGUUCACUAAAGGUUUGGCUCCUAGGUUAAUCAGCAACUCUAUAUACUCGUGUGUAGUCAUGGUGGGCUACGAAGUCGUAAAACGUUUCUGUGUUCUUCCCGAAUAUCAAGACCGAGUGAAAUGGUAG